AUGGCUCAACAUUUCCACAUCGCCCACCUAUCCGCUCAUAAACCGAAGGAAACGUCUAGUCCUUCGACCAUUCUUCAACUCGCUUCUCGGCUGCUCCCCGCGCCUGCCACACCCGAAGAGUUGGAGGAUGGUCUAAACCCGAAAGAACCUGUUGUUCAUGCAGUUGUGAGUCAAGAGAAUCUGGAAACACCUGUAAAAGAUGGAAUACGGCAUCAAAAGAAAGUCGUCGUAGUCGGCGCCGGCAUUGCCGGACUUCGUGCUGCAUCCGUCUUGCGGGCCCAUGGCGUCCAAGUCGUUGUCCUCGAAGCCCGUCCUGAUCGCAUUGGCGGCCGUAUUUUCACGAGUAGGAAACCAGGGCAUGCUCCAAGAGACAUUGGCGCCGCCUGGAUGCACGAAACCGCCAACAACAAACUUGUCCGUCUCAUCGGUCAACUCAAUAUCGAACAUUACUAUGACGAUGGCACCCCCUUGUACUAUACGAAAGAUGGACGUCUCGGCUCGCAGUUCAAAGCCAAAAAGGUCGCCGAUGAAUUUGCCGACUUUUGCGAAUGGUACUAUGAUGAGAACCCCGAUGCUGAAGACAAGCCUGCCCUGAGUUUCAUCAAAGAAUGGCUUAGCACCCAUCCUCUAGUCACCGAGGACGAACGCCUUUGGGCUCCUCAGGCGGCACGUGAGGUCGAGGCUUGGAUUGGUACCAGUCUCGAGCAAGCCUCUUCCAAACAUCUCGCCUAUUUCGCCACCGAAAGAAACCUUUACAUGAAAGGAGGAUACGAUACGAUCGUUAACUGGGCCGCGUCAAGCCUCCGCGACUCCGACAUUAUCCGCCUUGGCCACACUGUGACGAAGAUUGUUUGGAACGACGAUUCAAACGAGGCGUGUGUGGUGCACACUACCACGAAAGAUGGCCAGUCUCCAACCUUUGUGGCGGACGCCAUUGUUUGCACCCUUCCUCUUGGUGUCUUGAAACAUAAUCUAGUCGAAUUCAGUCCAUCUCUCCCCAGAGAACUUUCCCUCGGUAUUCAGAAACUCGGUUAUGGCGCUCUGGGAAAGAUAUUUGUCGAGUUUGAAUCCGUUUUCUGGCCAAAGGACAAUGACCAGUUCAUCUAUUACCCCGAGCCAACAACCGACACCUCUGAUGAAAACUCCAUCUUCUCUUACAUGACCGUGACCAGCAAUAAUUGGAUCAUGAGUGGAACAAAAGAAUUGUCUGUCCAGAUCGUCGAACCACUCACCCAACGUGUCGAAGCCAUGGCCUCUAAUGAGGAGGUUUACGCCUUUUUUGAACCCCUCUUCAAAUUGUUCCGUACCGAACCCUACAAAAAGCUUCCUCCAGUGGUGAAUCUGGAAACGACACACUGGACUCAGGACGCCUUUGCCGGAUUCGGCACCUACACCGCCGACAAGACAGGCGACGAACCGGAAGUUUGGAUGAGUGCUGUAGAUAAUAAUAAGGGAAGCAAGCUGCAGUUCGCUGGCGAGCACUGCGCGCGGACUGGAAACGGAUGCGUGCAUGGUGCAUUCGCCACUGGCGAAACGGCAGCCGUCAACCUUUUGGGUUUGUUGGAGAUUCCUCACAAUGGGGGAGAUCUCUUCAGCAGACGUUCUUCGAGGAAGACACCACCCAGACAUUAA
Rhinocladiella mackenziei CBS 650.93 is the source of this 1632-nucleotide messenger RNA. RefSeq lists its product as uncharacterized. Gene Ontology annotation, molecular function: oxidoreductase activity. Lineage: Eukaryota; Fungi; Ascomycota; Eurotiomycetes; Chaetothyriales; Herpotrichiellaceae. The record is from RefSeq and is a predicted model, not a curated record. The transcript has 2 exons. Bases 1 to 1632 code for a protein of 543 amino acids.